UUGCUAUAUGUUUGCACGCAGGCAUGAUACAAGAGACUUGAGUUCAGAAAUAUUGAUCGAAGGUGAUAUGAUGAGAUGAUGCUUACAAAGACAAAACUUUUCGUGUACUAUUUUUUUAAAAUAUGUGUUAAUUGAAAUAUUUUGAUGUAGACGGAGUUACCUGCGUGGAAAUAUCUACUUCCGUAAGACUGACUUCCGGUUUGAAAGAGCAGACAAUGUUGUGACAUAAAAUCAAUUCGUCGAUGCUGGUUAGACAUUGUGUUAUCAACCACACCAGGGACCUUUUUGUAAAACAAAUUGGACCAGUAAUGUUAUGUCUUGAUUUAUUCAGGUAUAAAUUCAUUGAAUACCAGUAAUUUCCCAAUACUUCAUGGCUGACGAAGUACACGGAUCCUUCUUCCCAUGGCAGAUCGUUGCAUAUUAUCUUAGAUGUAUUAAACUGAGACACAUAAGUUUUACUUACGCUUCUUUGCUUUCAUAGCUACGUGUUUGGGACAAAUAAAUACUGUUUAUUCCCACCUUGAGAUCUUAUAUGUGUCUCGUAUUUUAAACAAAACCUGAAGACAAUUCACGUUUAAUGGCCAACGCGCGAUCAGACUACGAACUGGAUGGGAAAGAUGAUGCGGACUCCUCCCAUAAUGUUGGCAAGUCGGCAGCUAAUGGCUUUUCACCAGUGCAAGCUGAUCGCUAUGGGUUUUUUGGGGGCAAUCAGUACACGGACCCAAAUGAAGAAAGAAGGAUACCGUCAGAAGUAUUGAGAAAGAGAGAGCUCAAGUGGCUUGAUAUGUUUGAGAACUGGGAAAAGUGGAUGAGUAAACGAUUUAAAAAGGUCAAAGAUCGUUGUAGAAAGGGCAUUCCACCAGCUCUACGUGCACGUGCUUGGCAGUAUUUAUGUGGAAGUAAAUUCCAAAUGGAUCACAAUAAAGGCAAAUUUGAGGAAUAUCUACAGAGUCCUGGGGACCCCAAGAACAAUGAUGACAUCACCAAAGACUUGCAUCGUCAAUUUCCUAAUCAUGAAAUGUUUUUAUCAAAAGGUGGCCAUGGUCAGAUGGAUCUGUUCAAUGUUUUGAAGGCCUACACCAUUCACAACCCCCAUGAUGGCUACUGCCAGGCACAAGCACCAAUAGCAGCAGUACUACUUAUGCACAUGCCUGCUGAACAAGCCUUUUGGUGCCUUGUGGCAAUUUGUGAGAAAUAUCUCACGAGUUACUACAGUCCUGGUCUUGAAGCCAUACAGAUUGAUGGGGAGGUGUUGUUUGGUCUCCUGAAAAAAACUUCACCUGCACUUUAUAAACACUUGAAAAAGCAGCAUGUGGAGCCAAUCAUGUAUAUGACAGAGUGGUUCAUGUGUAUAUUUACUCGAAAUCUCCCUUGGAGCUGUGUGCUGCGUCUUUGGGACAUGUUUCUUUGUGAAGGAGUAAAAGUGUUAUUCCGUGUGGCCCUUUUUAUGAUGAAGACAGCACUUGGCACACCAGAAAAACUUAGUGAAUGUCCAUCAUUCCAUGAAACACUGGAAAAACUGAGGAUGAGACAACUGCCUUCUGAACUGCAGGAUGAAGAAUUUUUAGUUAAAGAGUCUUUACGGCUUAAUCUAACAGAGAGAGAUAUGGAGAAGGAGCAUCAGAAACAAGUUGCACGGCGCAAGACAGCCACCAAGGAGAAAGGUGGCAAAGGGGAUCUAUCCAGAAAGAAAAAAACAUAGUAGACAGCUUAUGGAAUCAAAAUGAAAUUAUCCAGGAUCUUUUUUGCAAUGUACAAAGUUGUAUAUUUUUUCAAACGUGUGCAAGGUCAUUCCAGCUAGUGUGGGUCUGCAGCAUGGAUUGAGGGGGACAUUUGUUUGUUCAGGACAAGUUUCUACAGUUUCUGUACUCCUUCCAUGCAUGAAAGCUGUUAUCACAAGGUGACAGAUCAACACAGUAUCUGCUUUGGUCAUUGCUUGUUCAUGUUGUUUGUUGAUCUUCAGAAUAAGUUUCUACAGUUUCUGGACUCCUUCCAUAUAUGAAAGCUGCUAUCACAAGGUGACAAAUCAACACAAGUAUCUGUUUCGGUCAUUGCUUAUUAGUGUUUGUUUCCACUAUCAUCAUGCUUGUGAAGAGAGAGCUUUUCAGUCCGCAUUCAUCAGUCUGGGAUUUGUCCAGUGGAUUUGUCUUAUUUGUAUUACUAUAACUGAGUUUUCUUGCUGUCUAAGAGAAACACUUUGUUUCGUUGUAGGUUUAAUUUAAUAUCUGUGUUGAAUGUAGUGUACUAUUUACAGUCUUUAACUUUGGUUUUUAUAGCAUUUUUGUGAUGCUAUUAAUGCUGAAUUAAGAAAAUAACCAAGGGUUUGCCCUUCAGACAUUAGUUUUAACGUGUUAUCCUAAAUGUUUUAGUAGACGAAAGAUAUAUAGUCAUUGAUUUAAUUUUGUCUUAUCAUAAAACAUUUAUUUAAUGUGUCCAGACUGAACGAACAUGAUUGGUAAGUAUGAACAGUCCUUCAUUGGGUUUUUGAACACUUGUUAAGUGCAUUGUAAUUAGUACUGAUUCUCAGCUAGUUAUCUUCAUAAUGUUAAAUUUUGUGUUGUAAUUAGUACUGAUUCUCAGCUAGUUAUCAUCACCAUUUUAAAUGAUGUGUUGAUCAUUAUUGGUACAUACUGACUUUGUAAACUAUGUGCCAGAGUAUACGAACGAUAUGCUGGACUUACUCAACUUGAUCAUGAGUGGCAUGAAGAUUGAAAGAAAAGAAGUAUUCAUCAUUGUUGACAGUGACAGUUUCCAAAUGCUUUACUGAGGGGUUUGACCAAAGGAUUAUCUUAACAGUCCAUAAUAGCUGUUCUGCAAGUGCUUAAGCCCUGUUGCAUAUUGCCAUAAAACUCUUUCUAAUCACUCUUCUUUGCCAGUUCUUUGCGGCACCAGCCACAGUUUUGCCACCUCUGAAUAGUUUUGAACCAGGAGUCUAGAAAACUGCAUAAUCACCUGAUGUAGAGAUAUUUUCUGUUGGCAAAGUGUUUUAUAGCUGCAUUCAUUGCUCACUUUGCUCCUCUAUCUGGGCAGAGUUUUUUUUUCAAAACUGACAAAAUUUUGCUAGACAUUAAACUUCAAGCUGGGAUUUAAACACUUCCAAUGGGACUGAAAACAAUUCACACAGUCACACUUCAGUAUUUUUCUUUAUUUUCAAAACAAAUUGGAGUUGGAAAUAAACCAUUGGGAAAUAUUCCCUAUUGUAGCCUUACAAUGUGAUAGCAUUUAACAAUAGUCUCAACAUUUUCAAGCUCCUCUGCAAAUAGCAGUAACAAACCAUGUAGCUCUUCAUAUGCAUAUAAUAUAAUAAUGCCUACCAGGUUCUGUCAAUACUCCCUAAUAUAACAUAAUAAUACCAAGUUCUGUCAAUACUCCCUAAUAUGACAUUUGUAAAUAAAUUAGUUUUCUAUGUGUAGUUUCAGAGAUUGGCCUUUCUUCUUUGAUUGGGUUCUGAAGUGUGGGAAUAAUGGAACAAUAUCUAGUCAAUUGUCUAUUUAAGUUUAAUAUAGCUUGAUAUUGUAUGUUAGACUCGUUCAUCUUGACAAACAUGUAUCUUAUCUAUGAGCAAAGUUAAUACUUUAUUUGAGUUUAAUUUUUGUUUAAGUGAUGGAUAGUAUGACUUUUGCUGUUAAAAAAAUCCAGGCAAUGAUGAAAGGUGACUUGUAUGUAGACUAUUAUUUAUUGCUAAUUUAGUGCUUUGUUUGUAUUUGCUUUUUCAUUUUAAUUUAGACAGGACCAAGAAUGAAAAGUGUAUAAAGUAUAGCGUGAUGAGAGCUUUUGCUUGCAUGUUGAGGAUGACCAGAAUAAACAUUUGAGAUUGACCUCUAUAGUUUAAGAUGGAACUGUAUGUGCUUGAAAUAUUUGAGUACGGAAUGCAGGUUGCACAGUCUUGGAAAGAGAAUACUUAUUUGCUGGUUUGUAGUGAGCCUGUCAAGUUAGAUAAUUAGUAGAGAGCUGAACACUUCCUGUCAUCACCUGAAGAACUAAAGCCACCUAGUGCAGUCUUCGCAUACUAAACAACUCAGAGGUGAACAACUUUAUUAAGAUUUGUUUGUUGUUUCACUGUUUAAGUGGCUUUUAGUUGCCUAGAACCUCAUCCCAACAAACUAAAAUAAUGUAGUAAAUUACCAUUCUUUUUCAUCACAUCUUCCAGAGAAGUCAGGAGAAGUAACAAUGCUGUGUCAGUAAGAGGCUGCUUCAUAUCAGUAAAUUUCAAUAAAAGAAUGGUUAAAAUUAAAGGCGAACAUUUUUGUUAUAAUAUUUGCUUUUAGGCUAAACAGUUUGUUUAAACUGCAGAUGAAACAAUGACCAAUGUUAGGAGUUGCUACGUGAUAUAUCUUAUUUAAAGGAGUUUUUUUUUUAAUGCCUUUUAGUUGUAACCAAAAUCUAUUUAUACAGAUUUAUUGUUUCAGGGUUGCAGCCUUUAUAAGACCAAUCUUAUAUUUAUAUGAGGUUGCUUUUUGUAUGAUACCGUUUUAAACAACCAUUUGAAAGCAUUUUAUUUGUUUUGAUCAUGCAUGUAUCUGGAUAGUAAUAUUAAAGGUUACAGUUUGAUUAUUGAUGAUCACACUAACAUCAAAACAAUUUAGCAAUCUUAUGUUAACUGCACAACUUUGGGCACAAAGAUCUAUAACCAGUAUUAGAGAAUCACUUAUCAGCAUUAUCUAAUUAUUAUCCAAUUAUAGACUUGUUAAUUUUAGUCUUAAAGGCAUGCAAUUAAGCACAGUUUGCUACUGUAUCUUUUAUUUAUGCUAGAAAGCACUUUGUAACACAAACUAAGAGUACAUUAUAUAAAUCAGUGGUUCUCAAACUUUUUCGGACCGCGGAUCACUUUACUUAAGUAAAAGCUAUGGCGGACCACCAAGGCCUUAGUAAAAAAUAUGGCGGACCACCAAAGCCUUAGUAAAAAAUAUGGCGGACCACCAAGGCCUAAAAAUCAGUCUGUACUAUGAAUUUCAAAUUUAAUUUGCCGCAUUUGUUUCAUUUUAAUUCAAAACUAAAUGUUCUUUUGUAAAAGUAGUAUAGUAAUAAAUUGACAUAAAGCUACGUACCUCAUUCUUUGUAAUUAAAAUGUUAAUGCGAGGAAUGCAUCACUUUGUUUAAAGUUUAAACAUCACUUUGCUGACAUAUGACGACUGUCAGCCGCGGAUCACCUGACUUAUGCCCGCGGACCACACUUUGAGAACCACUAAUAUAAAUACCUUUUACAUGGCAUUAUUGCCCAUUGCCACAAGUUUCUAUCACAGAUAUUUCUAUGGUUUAUGUUUAACUUCCAACUCUUUAGGAGAGCAUAAGGUGACCAGACGUCCCGCUUUUGACCUCGUGUCCCGCCUGCUCAUCGGGCGGGACGCCCAAUGUCCCGCUUUCUGGCUUUCUGGCAAGUCCAUCAAAUGUCCCAGUUGUCUUUAAAAGUCACUUUUUUCGGCGUUCUUUGACGGUGACGACACCAUCAUUGGCACGUGUCCCGCUUUCGCCCCCCCGAAAUGUCUGGUCACCUUAGGAGAGCACCACUAUGAAAUAUUUAUUGGAAUAAACAUUAUGAGUUGUUUUGAAUUAGAUAAGCAGUUUCUAACCAAAUUCAUUUGGCUUCUGGCAGCACAAUCUUGUAGUAUUGGCUGAGCUUGAAAAAAUAUAGAUAAGUUUUAUAUGUAAUUAUCAAAUAAAGUUGUAUAAAUUAAAAUAGUGUAGAAUGAUUUUUUUUUUAAAGGGGUAACUGAAAUUUUUGUUGAGAAUUUAUGUACUUAUGUUUUCGCACCAUCCCAUAUAUAUUAUUCAGUAACAACUCAUCUGAUUUUUUUCAGAGUAAAAUUUAGUGCAUGUGCUAGUAUAUCACUGCUGCAUUAGAAAAGAAGGGAGAAUUUUUUACUUUACAGUAUCAUGCCAAACCUUGAUUACUUAUCUGAUUAAACAUAAAACAGUCAUUUAUAUGGACAGUGAUUAUAGUAGCUGUUUAUAUGUAAAUUUUAAAGUUAUUCUAAUGUUAUUAUAGACUGAAUUUUCUUUAACUUUCUCCUGAUAUUACUGGAGUUUGUUUAAUAUUCUUCAUUGAUUUUUGAUUAACUUUUCACCACUGUUCAUCAGGUGGUUUUUUUUUUUUCGGGAAAGGGUUGCAUGGUUGUGAGGGUUGGUCCUUAAAUGAAGCUUUGCAUUACAGGACUGUCAAAGGAAGGACAAGUGUUGAAGUGAGGAUGAAUUGUAUUUAUAAAGUACCCAUUCCCCAGAACCAGCCAGGUUCAUAGCCCUAUACACACAGGUACACACAAUAUUAGAAACACUGAGCGACAUCACAUGAAGAAUGUGACAGUCACACUUCAAACACACACGCAAAGGUACACACAAUAUUUAGAAACACUGAGAGACAUCACAUAAAGUUACUGAAGUUUGGAAUGCAAAUAUAUAAACAUAUUCUAGUGAGGGAAGGAGUACUUUUGUUUCUUACUCAUUAUGUUGUGAACGCUAUCUCCCUGAAGGUGAGGAGAUGAAUAAUCACUGCAAAAUUCUGUUGUAUUUUGGCACAUUCAUUUUGAUGAAAUUUAGCAACUGCAUUUUCAUGCCACAUUAAUACACUUGAUGUUAUCAUCAUUCGCAUGAUCAUUUUUUUAAAAUGAAUUUGUCAUAUAUUCUUUGUAGCUUUACACCUAGAAGACAAUAGUGUUGAAAUGUGCUUCAGCAAACUUCUUUGCUUUGUGGAAAGAAGCAUCUAUUGUUAGGAUGUUGAUAAAGCAAGAGACACCUAUUGUAAAAGAUAUUGAAAUUUUAUUAUCAAUUAGACAUAAAAGAUAUUGAUCUUUUAUAUUAUAAAGUAGGCAUCAUAAAAGAUACUAAACUGUUAUAAUCAAGUAGACAUAAAAAAAACAAUUCCAUAUAUAUUUUUAACAGCACUUUUCACGGCAGUUUCAGGUGUCAAUUUGCAAACCAUAUACUGUGUUUGCAAUGUAGAUUUCUAUGUGCCGUGUGACUGGUAAGGUCUGUGCAAAUCAUGUUUUGCAGAGCUUCUUGAAAUAUAUAUAUAGAUCUUCAAGUAAAUGAUGCAGAGGAGCAUAUACUAACUGUAACCCAUAUAUAUUUUUUGACAGUAAUGUCAGUAAUGUUUGCCACCUUCUGACAUGGUUAAAAAUGUAUCUUAUCUAUCAUUUUUAGUUGGAAAAAGACCACAUGCUUUUUGCACCAUUGUGAUGAAUAAGGUAAGUUUUCAUGACUAAGUCAUGGACAUAAAUUCAAAUAAAAUUUCCUAUAGCUUUACAGUGGACAAAUUACAGCAGAUUAAAUUUAUAAACCAUGCAUAGCUCCUUCUUAAGGUUAAAAAGGCAUAAUAGUGAUUUAGCAUACUACCAGAUCCAAAGAGCUCUGGAUAAGUGUCAGCAGGUUAGAUAUUCUAGUUAAUUUAAUACCAAGCUGAAAACAUAAUACUGUAUGUAUUUGAAGGACAAAACUUUAAUUACAAAAAAGAUUUGUAUUUCUUUCAAGUUUGUGAUUUUCAAUUUUGUUUAAAGAAUUGGUUCCUUAGACGAUAAUUACAGCAAGCUUUUAUCGAUCAUUGCUUCAUUCAUUGCCUUGGUUGGUUAGGAGAUUUGUGCCUGUACUGGUUGCUAGGGGAAGCACUUGAAUUGAUGUGGCAUCUGCCAAAGCCUGCCACUUAGGCCUGUCCUGGUGAGCAGAUCCAGAAUGAGAUGACAGGUUCACUCCUUGAAGUUGGUAAGACAGUUCUUCCUCUAACAACCUUGACCUCCUUCAAAGGAGAACAGUCUUAGAGUGUUGUGCCAGGUCACAUGGCCAAACCAGACCAUCUUAUGGUGGUUGAUGUUGCAAGUAGGUGUUCGCCUCCUCAAGUUGUAAUCCGUUUGUGUAGAACUCUGCUUUGUUGCUGCUGUUGGUGUUAAUUAUGACUUUGCUGUUGUGAGUGCUGGUCUCCAUUCUAUUUGCAUUUGCACUGUCAGUCUGUUGGUAAGAUUUGCAAUUGGUUUCUGACAUCGGAUUAGUGUCUGCAAAGUGUAGGUUCUAUAUCAGCCUCCCAUUGACAGAAGUGUGAUGGUUGUGAAGGGUUUCUUGCUUGAUGUUCUCCAAGAAGAUGUUGAACAGUAAAGAGAAAAAAGGUAACCGUUGACCUAUGACUACUGUUGAGCUAAAGAAAACUACUGCUUGGUUUUUGAGUAGUUUUGCACUCAUUUAGCUCUUCUUGAGGUCCUCCUCGAUGUUGAAGUAUUGCAUCACAAGCCAUAGCCUCUUGUACUAGAUUCUUUCAGAUGCAUUUUUAGUGUCAAAGUUGUGGUAGAGUUCCUACUGGUAUUGUAGAUUUUCUUUUUUUUUAUCAGGAUGCAACAGUUAAAGAUCUGUUCAACUGUGCUCCUGCCUGGUCUGAAGCAGCCUGUUUUUCUGCUAGAAGUUCCUCAGCAGUGGUGUUGAUAUGAUCCUCAAUUACUUUUGUCAUCACUUUUCUUGGGUGGUUGGUUAGUCUGAUCAUUCUGUAGUUUUAGCACCGUCUGCUGUUUCUUUGGACAUGGUAUGGCUAGUGAUUGCAUCCACACUUUUGGCCAUUCUUUUCACACCCAGAUUCUUUAGCACCUGUAGGUUCCUUUGUUUCUUCUCCAUCCUGCUUGAGUAUCUCAGCCUAUGGGUGUACAGCUGAUGACGGCUUAAACUACAUCUGUGUACAAGGAAUUUGAUGCUAUAUAGGUGCAAAAAAACACCUUUUCUUGGUAGCCAUCAAAUGCACUGUUUACUUCCCCCACUCCCACAGGGCGGUCUGGUGGUGCAACAGUUAGCGCCUGUCACCAAUACAGUGAGGGUUGGCUGUCCUGGGUUCAGCUCUUGUCUUGGGCAAGCUGUUCUUUCUCUGCAUGUGGCGUCUGUGCCUUGCCGUGAUAUAGCCUUAGUUGCUGGCUCAGCAUAAAACACCAAUUCUCCCCCACCCACCCCCACCACAUACCGCGCGCACGCACGCACACAGGGUGACGGAAAUUGGAGUACCCAGAGCAAACUAUCAAUUGUUAGGUCUGUGAACAAGUGUUACAUUCAGAGAGUGAUUGUGUUGAAGCCAAGAUUUGAAUCCAUGGCAUCUGAUGUUUCACAACACUUUCAUGAAAUUUGUUUUGAAAAACAACUAAGUUUUUUACUUUUAAACUCAAAGAUAUAAUAGUCUAACUUUGUCAUGCAUGUUUUCAAAAUUUUGUUUUUGUUGUAUGUAUGUAGUUGUUAAAAUCAAACCAUUUGUUAUUCAUUCGGAAAGUGUGAAAAAAAUCUCAGCUUUAAAGUUGGGUCAGGGUGUGUUUCAUAGUUUCAUGUGUAUUUGGGUUAAAUAUAUCAUUCAUAACAAUAUUUAAUUUCUCGGUAUGUGUUUUCUGUUUGUUUCUCGAAAUAAAACUAAACUCAUUAAAAAUGCCCUUACAAGUAUUUGAAAUUGUUGACACAUUUAGAACUGUCCUGCUAUUGUGUCUAAUCUUGGUUUAGGAGUUCAGGGGAUUGUCUUGCUUUCACUGGAAACAGUAACAAUUUUGUAUUAUAAUUUUAUGGAGAAACAUUGGCAUUCUUAUGUCAACAUAUUCUCCAAAUUUAUCAUAAUGUUCACUCCAAAACACCAGUUGUGCUGCCUGUUGAAAUUUGUGUAAUAUGUAGACUUGCUGAAGGUGAAAGUCAUGCUUGAGUGGCUUAUCAUUGUUGUAUUACCAUAAAGAUACUGCUAUGAAACACUUUUGAAAUUUGUGUGAUAUAUUCGUCAAAGGUGGUCAAGCUUGAAUGGCUUCUUGUUGUGUUACUGCAAUGAUGGUGGUGUAAAACCCUGCUUGUUAGUAGUAAAAUGUUUUAACAGUUCAUUUUCAUUAACCUUUUCGCACCUUUUUCAUGCUGUUUAAAAGAAGUUUUGAGAAAUUUAUCAGUACGUAUCAGAAAUGCCCUCUCACUGUUUUACAUUUGAAAUAAAUGUUCUGCAAAUAAAGUGGCAAAUGUGCUACUUUUCGUACAAAAAAGCAUGUAAUUAAACAAAGAUGAAUGACGGCAAGCACAUCCCUGCUAAGGACAAAAUAUGGGAGGUGAGAAAAUUGUUUCACUUGUAGUAUUGUAGUCCGGAAGGUCAUUUGACUUGAUCCUGCGAUAACUCCUUUUUGCUGAAUGUGUGCUUUGCCAUACAGAUUUUCACAUAUUUCUCCUGCCUAAUUUCAAGGCAAAUGUAUUACAGAACUUAUUGAUAUGAUUUCAAGGAACAUGUAUUAAAUACAGCUCUAUGCUACACUGGGGGAGAAUAGGAACAAGAAGAAUGUCUUAAAUAACUUAUUGAUAUGAUUUUUGCAUGUGGGAUGGAUGGGGGCAGAGGGUUUGGAGAACAGUUUUAAAUUUGUGCUUUCCUUAAUUUUUGUUAACUGAUAUUGUAUCUAAUUAAAAUGAAUCAAGUUAAUGCAACUAAUGUUCCAUGAAGCUGAUUACACCUUGAUUGCAAGAUUACACAAUUAAGUGUGGGCACUUAGAUUUUUAUAGGAGAACCGUGGUUUUUGUUAAUUUUACAAAAGAAUUGCUGCUUUACAUAUUUUGUGUUUGCUUAAGAGAUAGGAGGGGUUGGUAAUUAUCUUUUAUAAUUAGUAACAAGUUAUACCUUGUGGAUAAUGUUUUCUUCAGAUGUGUUAAAAUUGCAUUUUUGAUGGGUUUUUUCCUUAUUGCCUGUUUUGCUUUUUAUGUUCAUGUUGGCAGUUGCUGCAGGACAGAUUUGCAGAAAUCAAAGAAAUGUGCAUGUUUCCAAAUUCUGUUGAUAUGUAUCUGAGAUUUUGUUUGGGUAUAGACACUGCUGUUGGUUGUAUCAUGUAUCAUGAAGAUACUAUUAGAAGUAUUGUGUAUCAUGACGAUACUAUUUGGAGGUGUCUUUAUAAGCAUGAGCAGUUAGUGCUACUUGCCUUAAGUGUACUCAUUUUCUCUAUUUGGAAAAAAUCAGGCUAAAAACUUUUAGUGUUUAUAUGGCUAUGUAUGAAUGUUUUCUGCUAAAAGUGUCAAGAGUGUUUAUAUAUGGCUAUAUAUGUUUUCUGCUAAAAUGUGACAGGUUGAUCUCACUGCAAGCUGAACAAAGUGACUUGAUAUUUAAGAACAAGAGAGUAAAAUGCUUGAUUUUAUUUUGGUUCUUAUGCUGGAUAUUAUGAUCAUGCCAUGCAUAUCAUUUUUAUCUUUAUCUUUUCAUAACUUUGCAGUUACCAUGUUACUUAGUACUCAUGAAAACCACUGGGCAACAACCUAUUUAAAAUGCGCUUGCUUUUAACUAUUAGAAUGAAAGGUGUGGAUGAUGGAUGAGAGACUACAAAAUGAAAUUCCUCAGAGAAAGAUUCAAAUAUUUAACUUAUUGAAACAUACAAAAAGGUAAAUGUUAGCAGUAAGGCAGAUAGUUUAUCUGAAAAGGAUAUGUAACCAGUGAGGUAGAAAGUAUCUGCUAGCAAGUAAAUCUAUUGUAUGUUAAGAUCUCUAAGACACGACAUAAAGUAGUUUAUUUUACUCACAACAACACUAUAUCAGGGAAUAUUUAACUGUUUGUAUCAAAAGCUUGAAGAAUUUGCAUUGUUAAAAGAUAACAAAUUGUGAUUUCCUUAGCUACACUAAUGCAGCCAUGUAGAAAAUCUUAAUAUUUUUAGCAUUCAUCAGAUAACAUGUCUGUAUUUAAAGCAAGGUUAAGUUCAUCAUGUGAAAUGUACAUUUGAAUGUACAUGCAUACAACUGUAAAAAAAAUAUUUCUGAAUGAGUGAAAUAUUAGAAUUGUUUAUUUUUAAUUUCAUGAAAGUCUCCAAACAUUCCUAAUGCUUAAGACAUCCUAAGAACAGAACUAAGCUUAUUUUUUAUACAUGAUUGACAAAUUAAUUUGGCACACGCAGUGGGUAGCUACUAUCAACUCACAUUUCCUAAUUUCCUUAAGUACACUGCAAUAUUCCAUCAGUUCAAAUUGUGACUUGUCUCAUGCCGUUGGACUUUGCUGUCAAGAUAAAUGUCCUUGUUUCCUAUUUCACAAGAUUCCACAUAUGAGGUGUAUGUUAAUGUUCAUAUCUGCAUCAACAAUUAUUAAAUAAGUUGAUAAUCAUGUA
This is a messenger RNA of Pomacea canaliculata, 12041 nucleotides long. Its product is annotated as TBC1 domain family member 10A-like. Bases 578 to 1702 code for a protein of 374 amino acids. The transcript has 9 exons. Lineage: Eukaryota; Metazoa; Mollusca; Gastropoda; Architaenioglossa; Ampullariidae. The record is from RefSeq and is a predicted model, not a curated record.